CAUCAUCUUCAUCCAAAAUGACUGAACAGGCAUCAACAACUCCCUCACUUGAUCCUACUCCAUCAAUCGCUCAGAAUGCUGCUCCAAGCUUAUUCAACUUGCAAGGCAAACAUGCUUUGAUCACAGGUGCAACGAGAGGAAUUGGUGCUGCUUGCGCUUUAGCAUUGGCACAAGCUGGUGUACGUUGUUGUCUGGUGGUCAGACCUGGAACUCAAACAGAAGCCGUUUUAAAACCUUUACCAGGAUCAAAUCAUACAACAGUUGAAGCUGAUUUGAGCGAUAUGCAACAAGUCAAAAGUAUUUUUGAUCGUGCUCUUCCUUUGUUGGAAAACAAGAUUGAUAUUUUAGUAAAUUGUGGUGGAAUUCAACGUAGAAGUCCAGCAGUUGAUUUUGCAGAACAAGAUUGGAAUGAUGUAAUCAAUGUCAACCUUAACAGCGUCUUCUUUCUUUGUCAAGCUGCCGGUAAACACAUGAUUCCAAAAAGGCAAGGAAAGAUUAUAAACUUUUGCAGUUUAUUAUCUUAUCAAGGUGGUUUAACCGUUCCGGCUUAUGCAUCAGCCAAAGCUGCAGUUGCAAAUCUUACUCGAUCACUUUCCAACGAAUGGAGUAAACAUAAUAUCAACGUUAAUGGAAUAACACCGGGUUACAUUGCAACAGAUAUGAAUGAGAAACUACUAGCUGACCCAGUUCGUCUUCGUCAAAUUUCUGAACGUAUUCCGGCUGGCAGAUGGGGAAACCCGGAUGAUUUUGCCGGUCCAAUCUUAUUCUUAGCAAGUGAGGCAAGCAAGUAUAUCUCUGGUGAAGUUUUAGUUGUUGACGGUGGCUGGAUGGGCCGUUGAAGUCGAUUUCGAAAAUAGAACAAGUCGAUCCGAAAGAGGGUGGACAAAAACGAAUUGAUUUUACAAUCUUGUCUAUAAUUCACUACCAUUUUUGAUCGUACAAAAGCGUGUUGCUCUUAAUCUGUAUCACCAUCGCCAUUGAGUAUAUGGCUUCGUAGACACGGGCAAUACCAUAAGCCUUUCUGCU
Meira miltonrushii is the source of this 1026-nucleotide messenger RNA. Its product is annotated as NAD(P)-binding protein. The record is from RefSeq and is a predicted model, not a curated record. The transcript has a single exon. The coding region runs from base 18 to 839 and encodes 273 amino acids. Gene Ontology annotation, molecular function: oxidoreductase activity, acting on the CH-OH group of donors, NAD or NADP as acceptor. Lineage: Eukaryota; Fungi; Basidiomycota; Exobasidiomycetes; Exobasidiales; Brachybasidiaceae.